Molecule: messenger RNA, 3210 nt
Organism: Vicia villosa (hairy vetch)
Lineage: Eukaryota; Viridiplantae; Streptophyta; Magnoliopsida; Fabales; Fabaceae
Exons: 1
Coding region: 1-3210 (1069 amino acids)
Source: RefSeq, a predicted model, not a curated record
AUGGAUCGGAAAUGGAUGUUUGCUAAUCAAACCUCAAGAGAAUACGAAGAUGGAGUGAAAGAGUUUGUUAGAUUUGCUGUUGCUCAUGCAAAAGACACUAGUAAAAUCGCAUGUCCUUGCUUAGAAUGUUGUUAUGACGCUGUUAGUGCUGAUGAUUUGAUGGAUCACUUAAUAUGUAAUGGAAUCGAUAAAAGUUAUACAUGUUGGACAAUGCACGGGGAAGAAAAAAAGAAGUCCACUAAUUUGAGAGACGCGCCAACUCUUUUCGAAAAUGAUAAACAAGAGUUUGAUCGAGUCGAAGAAUUUGUGAAUUUAAUUGAAGAAGAUCUUCGUGAUUGUCCAGAAAUGUUUGAGAAAUUAGUAAGUGAUGCAAAGAAACCGUUGUACGAUGGAUGUACUAAAUUCACAAGAUUGUCCUCAGUAUUAAAAUUGUAUAAUUUAAAAGCCGGAAAUGGAUGGUCUGAUAAGAGUUUCACUGACUUGUUAACUUUGUUAAAAGAUAUUUUGCCUGAGAAUAAUGUGCUCCCAAGUAGAACUUACGAGGCUAAGAAAAUGUUAUGUUCUAUUGGCAUGAGUUAUGAAAAGAUACAUGCUUGUCCUAAUGAUUGCAUUUUAUUUCGAAAUGAGUAUACAUCAUUGGAUAUGUGUCCCAAAUGCAGUGCUCCGCGAUAUAAGAAAAAUAAAACAGCUCCAGCCAAAGUGUUAUGGUAUUUUCCAAUAAUCCCAAGAUUUAGGCGCAUGUAUAAUAACGCAGAAGAUGCAAAACAAUUUACAUGGCAUGCAGAUGAAAGAGUUAUGGAUGGGAUGCUUCGACAUCCUGCAGAUUCUCCUCAAUGGGCAAAAAUUGAUAAUGAUUACCCAUACUUUGGGAAAGAACCAAGAAACCUACGUCUUGCAUUGUCUACUGACGGAAUUAAUCCACAUGGUAUUCAGAGUAGUUCUCAUAGUACUUGGCCAGUGAUUAUGUUGAUUUAUAAUCUACCUCCAUGGCUAUGUAUGAAGCGCAAGUUUAUGAUGCUAACUAUGUUGAUUUCUGGGCCUAAGCAACCAGGAAAUGAUAUAGAUAUAUAUUUGGUUCCAUUAAUUGAAGAUUUAAUACUUAUGUGGGAGACAGGUGUAGAGGUAUAUGAUGGGUUUAAAAAAGAGCUCUUCACAUUGAGGGCUAUGUUAUUUGGAACAAUAAAUGAUUUUCCAGCCUAUGGAAAUCUAUCAGGAUAUAGUGUCAAGGGAAAAUGUGCAUGCCCCAUAUGUGAAGAUAAUACAAAUUGGACGCGAUUGGAGUAUUGUAUGAAGAAUGUAUUUCUUGGGCAUCGUAGAUUCUUAAAUACGAAACAUCGUUAUCGAAAGUGGAGAAAAUCAUUUAAUGGUAAAUCAGAAGAAGCUAUAGCUCCUGUAUCUUUGACGGGAGAUCAAUUACACGAAAAGGUAAAACUUUUGAGUAAUAAAUUUGGAAAGCCUUUUGCAGGGGAACUUGUCACAUGUGGAUGGAAAAAAAAAUCAAUUUUCUUUGAACUUCCAUAUUGGAAGUCAUUAUAUGUAAGACAUUUCCUUGAUGUCAUGCAUAUUGAAAAAAAUGUCUUCGAAAGUGUAAUAGGUACGUUACUCAAUGUGCCAGGAAAGUCUAAGGAUAACAUUAAUGCAAGGUUAGAUCUGCAAAGUAUGGGAUUAAGAAAAGAAUUGAAACCAGUUAAGAAGGGAAGUCGUACAUAUCUACCCCCGGCAGCUCAUACUCUAUCAAGAAAAGAAAAAAUUAUCUUAUGUAAGUUUCUUCAUGGAGUUAAAGUUCCAGAGGGGUACUCUUCAAACAUUAAGAGUUUGGUAUCUAUGAAGGAUCUUAAGUUAAAAGGUUUAAAAUCUCAUGAUUGUCAUGUGUUAAUGGAGAAUUUUCUGCCAAUAGGUAUACGUUCCAUUUUACCUGAAAAGGUGCGAUGUACCAUAACUAAACUAUGUUUCUUCUUCAAAGCUAUUUGUAGCAAAGUUAUUGAUCCUGAAAAGUUGCCACUAUUACAAAAGGAAAUUGUUGUGACCUUGUGCGAGCUUGAGAUGUAUUUUCCACCCUCGUUUUUUGAUAUAAUGGUUCAUUUAACAGUCCACCUUGUUAUGGAAACACAAUAUUGUGGACCAGCUUAUAUGAGGUGGAUGUACCCAAUCGAGCGUUACAUGAAAAUAUUAAAAAGCUAUGUGAAAAAUCGAAGUCGACCAGAGGGUUGCAUUGUUGAAAGGUAUAUAGUCGAAGAAUCCGUUGAGUUUUGUACUGAAUACCUCUCUAAUGUUGAAACCAUAGGGCUUCCAGUUUCACGACACUCAGGAAGAACAGUAGGUGAAGGGACUAGUGCAAGUAAAGUAGUGACCAUCUCGAACAUUGAAUUAGAGCAAGCACACUUAUAUGUUCUACACAAUGCCGAUGAGGUUGAGCUAUAUGUUGAAAAGCACAAGGAAGAACUUAAGAGUUUGAACCAUAACAAAAGUGAAAAUUGGUUAACUAAAGAACACAAUCGAAGUUUUAUAUCAUGGCUAAAAAAUCAUAUUUUUUUAGAAUUUGCUAGAAAACCCGAUUCAAUUUCUGAAAGAUUGAGAUGGCUAGCAAAUGGUCCAAAUGUAGAUGUUCUGUCUUAUUCUAGUUAUGUAAUUAAUAAUUAUACAUUUUUUACGAAAGAACGUGAUCUCCAAAGCACAAUGCAAAAUAGUGGUGUCACACUCGUAGCUCAAUCUAUGCAUAUAUCUAGUGCUAAAGACGUAAAUCCCUCAUUUUCCAAAUUAUCAUAUUUUGGGGUCAUUGAACAUAUUUGGGAGUUGGAUUACUCAUCCUUUCAAGUACCUGUGUUUGGUUGCAAGUGGGUUGAUAAUAACAAUGGCAUUCGAGUUGAUGAUUAUGGGUUCAUGAAGGUGGAUCUAACUAGAGUGGGAUAUAAAGAUGAGCCUUUUAUUUUAGCUUCACAAGCUCACCAAGUGUUUUAUGUCACUGAUCCUGCUGAUACAAAGUGGUCUAUUGUACUUUUAACUAACAAAGUAAAUGGUCAUUGCAAUCAAGAAUGUGAGGAUGAUCCUUUCAUUAAAACACCACAAUUCCUUGAGCAUGACCCAACUUUAGAUGAUACUAUCUAUAUGAGAAACGAUCACAAUGAAGGAAUUUGGAUCAAUCCAUCUUUUCGCGUAAUGCAAAAUCAUAAAACUCAGAAACCAACAAGGAAAAGGAAAAGAUUGACUUGA